CGGCCCGCGUGGUGGAGCAGCAUUCAACAAAUUUGCAGAUAGGGGUGGCCGUGGAGGAGGUGGUAGCGGUGGUGGAGCUGGUGCUGUGGACCGUGGGGCUCCUGGUGGCGGCCCAGGUGGACCUGGUUAUGGAUUGGGACAGGACAUGGAGGUCCAGGAGGACACCAUUUUUGUCUCCAACAUGGGACAGGAUGUCACUGAAGAAAUCAUCAUUCAGCAUUUUGGGAGCAUCGGUGUCAUCAAAACGGACAAGAAAACAAAUACUCCUAAAGUCUGGAUCUACAAGGAUAAAUUGACCAACAUGCCGAAAGGGGAAGCUACUGUGACUUUUGAUGACUCCGACACCGCUAAAGCUGCCAUUGAUUGGUUUGAUGGUAAAGAUUUCCAGGGACGAGUCAUCAAAGUAGAGCUGGCACAGAGACAGAAGAGUACAUUUGUUCGUGGUGGAGGACGAGGUGGAGGCAGUGUUGGAAGAGGCGGCGGUGGUGGCGGCUUUGGAAGGGGAGGUGAUCGUGGAGGAAGGGGUGGAGAACGAGGAG
Molecule: messenger RNA, 539 nt
Organism: Candidula unifasciata
Lineage: Eukaryota; Metazoa; Mollusca; Gastropoda; Stylommatophora; Geomitridae
Source: the annotation of a GenBank genome assembly